Sphaeramia orbicularis (orbiculate cardinalfish) is the source of this 2176-nucleotide messenger RNA. RefSeq names its product SPARC related modular calcium binding 2 (gene smoc2). Gene Ontology annotation, molecular function: heparin binding; extracellular matrix binding; calcium ion binding. The record is from RefSeq and is a predicted model, not a curated record. Bases 346 to 1671 code for a protein of 441 amino acids. NCBI's taxonomy places the organism in Eukaryota, Metazoa, Chordata, Actinopteri, Kurtiformes, Apogonidae. Gene Ontology annotation, cellular component: basement membrane. Gene Ontology annotation, biological process: extracellular matrix organization. The transcript has 13 exons.
AGUGUGGAGGGAGGGGGUGUGGAGCCAAGGAGCUGCACUGGAGAGAGGGAGAAAGGGAGAAGACACGUCGAGGGAGGGGAAAAGGUCAGGGACACGGGGGGGUUUAUCGCACUGCCAGAAAUAAGGCGAGUGUCUACACAAACGGUUUGGCAGACGGACCCACGGAGACGAGGUGAAAUAAAGCAGCAAACCCCACUAUCCUCCACGGAGAGUUUUCCGAAAGGACUACUGUGGAUUUUACGCAUCGUCCACUCAUCCACAGACACUCUUCUGGGCUUUGGUUGAAGUCCGGCCGUGUUUUGGUCCGUGCGUAAUUUGGAGCGUUUAUUGCCACGCUGCAUCAGGAUGCGCGUCUGUCCGGUGCUGCUCUUCCUCUGCCUGGUGUGCGCUGGGAGCACGCAGAAGUUCUCCGCUCUCACGUUCCUGCGGGUGGAUCAGGAUAAGGAGUGCAACAUGGAAUGCAGCGGAGCUCCUCGCAAACCCCUGUGCGCCUCCGACGGCAGGACUUUCACAUCUCGCUGCGAGUUCCUCCGAGCCAAGUGCCGCGACCCCCAGCUGGAGGUCAUCCGAGGGCCAUGCAAAGAUACAUCCAGAUGUGUAGCAGAGAAGAAGUACACAGAGCAGCAGGCCAAGAAGCUCUUCCCUCAGGUCUUUGUGCCUGUAUGCAACCCUGAUGGCACAUACAGUGAGGUUCAGUGCCACAGCUACACCGGAUACUGCUGGUGCGUCACCCCCAAUGGACGUCCAAUCAGCGGCUCGGCGGUGGCCAACAAAAAACCACGAUGCCAAGGAUCAAAACAGGAGAGAGCGACUACGAGAGAGCCAGGAAAAGCAGUCUCCUUGCAAAUAUUCUCCAUUCUAAAUGCAGAUGAGACUGGCUUAGUGGUGGAUCCACAACCUCCCGCAGAUGAAGAAGACAUCAUUUCCCAGUACCCCACUCUGUGGACGGAGCAGGUUCGCAGCCGACAGAACAAUAGAACCAGAGCGCCAUCGUCGUCAUGUGACCAGGAGCAGCAGUCGGCCCAGGAGGAGGCCAGGCAGCACAAGAACGACGCCGUGUUCGUACCGGACUGCGCCCAGGGGGGGCUGUACAAACCGGUCCAGUGCCACCCGUCCACCGGUUACUGCUGGUGUGUGUUAGUGGACACUGGACGGCCCAUACCCGGAACCUCCACCAGGUAUGAACAGCCAAAGUGUGACGGCAACGCCAGGGCACAUCCAACGAAACCUAAGGACCACUAUAGAAGCAGACAUCUGCAAGGCUGUCCUGGGGCAAAGAAAACAGAGUUCCUGACAAGUGUUCUUGACGCUCUGUCGACAGACAUGGUGCACGCCGUCACAGAUCCAGCGUCCGCCGGAAGGAUGGCUGAACCCGACCCAAAUCACACCCUGGAGGAACGGGUAGUUCACUGGUAUUUCAGUCAACUGGACAAAAACUCCAGUGGCGACAUCGGAAAGAAGGAAAUCAAGCCUUUCAAACGCUUCCUGCGCAAGAAAUCCAAGCCAAAGAAGUGUGUGAAGAAGUUUGUCGAAUACUGCGACAUCAGCAACGAUAAGGCUCUGUCUCUGCAGGAGCUGAUGGGAUGUCUGGGCGUCACCAAGGAAGAAGGGGCCAAAAUAGGGGAAGGCUUAUCCUCCAGUAAACUUAAUCCUUCAAAGAAGCAAGGUUAAGCCAACAACAAAGCGUUCCCCUCCCACAUGGAGACUCUGCCCUCACCAAUCGGCAAUAAUGGAAACCAUAGUAUUUGCACUUUGUACUUUAAAAGAAAUGUAAAUUCACUUUGUAGAAAUAAGGUAUUUAAACAGACUGCUGAAUCUGUGAAUGAUGUAGUUAGCUUUUUAUGUCCUGACAAACGAAAAUUAUUUAACACAUACAAUGUAUGUGUCUUUGUGUUUCUAAACGUAUACUUUUCAGAGUUGUACAAGUUUUCAUGUCUGAUGUUGCAUUUUGUUCCCCUUCCUCCCAGUGUAUUUGUUCCCAGUGUUGAUGGUGUUAAAUCAGUUUUAUGGAUAGUUUACGACAAGAACGUAGAUCUGACCACGUCUCAUGUACUGACCUGUAGCGUCUCUGAGAUCUGUACAGCAGUUUACAAAAUGUUUUAAACAGACAUCAUAAAAGUGUCCUUCAUGUCCACAUGUAUUCAUGUUUAUUAGAAAUAAAGAUCUCUUUUAUACA